This is a messenger RNA of Penicillium cinerascens, 2205 nucleotides long. It is a transcript of the gene prm1, whose product is annotated as pheromone-regulated protein PRM1. NCBI's taxonomy places the organism in Eukaryota, Fungi, Ascomycota, Eurotiomycetes, Eurotiales, Aspergillaceae. The coding region runs from base 1 to 2205 and encodes 734 amino acids. Gene Ontology annotation, cellular component: mating projection tip. The transcript has a single exon. The record is from RefSeq and is a predicted model, not a curated record.
AUGGUAUUCUCACGAUCUGGGCGAUCGAUAUUCCCUCUGCUUCCGCCAUAUGGUACUCACGACCCCAACAACGGCCAAAUCAUUCCCUUGCAUCCCGAUGGACUCACCCCAUAUCUCGGUUUGCGAGCUCGGCUAUCACAAGUAUGGAUCAAUCGCUGGACGAUUCUGCUACUUCUUGUGCUCGUGCGAGUCUUGAUAGCAAUCGGAGAUGUCCGAAGUGAUAUGGCAUCCGCCAAGCGCGAGGCGCUAUCGGCAUGCACGUCGGUUGAAUCGAUGGGAAGUGCCAUGGCGUCGAUGCCGCACUACCUUUCCGAUGGAACCAACGAGCUUGUAGCCUCUGGAAUCGAAAAGGCCGUCAAUGGCCUGGGAUCCAUGCUCAUGCUCACCAUCACGGGUGUUGAGGAAAUUAUUCUUUUUAUCCUCAAAAUCAUGUACCAGACCUACCUCUGUCUUAUCACCAUGGCCGUUCGGGCCACCGUCUCUGUGAGCGUAGCUUUGAUUGAAGACGUUGCGGACGCUGUAAACAGCACCCUCCACAGCAUCAGUUCAGACAUUCAGAGCACUGUCAGUACAUUUGAACAUGGGCUGAACGACGUUGUUGAUCUUGUCAACAGCGCUGCGAGUGCCCUGGGUGCUAAUAUCCCAACCUUGAAUCUCAAUAGCUCCAUUUCCGCUCUGGAUGAUUGGACAAUCCCAUCGUCCUUUGACAAGAAACUGAACGAGCUGAACAGCUCUAUUCCCACCUUCAGUGAGGUGCAGAACUUCACCGAGAAUCUUAUCAAGCUUCCAUUCGAAGAAGUCAAACAUUUGAUCAACAACUCACUCGGCACUUAUACCUUCGACCGCUCUGCUCUUUCAGUCCCGGCCAAGAAACAGUUGACCUUCUGCAAUGACAACGAUGGAAUCAACAGCUUCUUUGACGGAGUAACCGACGUCGCUAUCACUGCGCGGAAAGUCUUCAUUAUUGUGCUCGUCAUCGCGGCAGUUUUGGCUUGCGUGCCGAUGACAUGGCAAGAGAUCCGCCGAUGGCGACAGAUGAAGGAGCGCUCCGAGCUCGUCCGAAAGGAGGCCCAUGACCCCAUGGACGUAGUGUACAUUGUUUCGCGCCCAUAUACCGCCGCCGCCGGUAUCAAGGCAGCAAGCCGCUUCAGCAACAGCCGUCGGCAGAUCCUUGUCCGCUGGGCAAUCGCAUACGCAACCUCGGUCCCUGCACUGUUUGUUCUUUCCAUUGCCAUCGCUGCUCUACUAUCUUGCCUCUUCCAAUAUAUCCUCCUCCGGGUCAUCUCGAAAACAGUUCCAGAGCUCACCAGUGAGGUGGGUGCCUUUGCCGACAAAGUAGUCGACGCGCUCCAAAACGCCUCCGCGGAAUGGGCAAACGAUGCCAACAGCGCGAUCACCGGUUUCGACGACGAUCUCAACAAAAACGUCUUCGGAUGGGUCAACACCAGCACCCAUGCGGUAAACGAAACACUCAACGCCUUUGUCGAGAAAACACAAGGUGUCCUUAAUGAGACCUUCGGAGGAACCCUCCUCUACGAGCCGAUCGAAGAAGUCUUCAACUGCCUCGUUUUAUUGAAGAUCACAGGCGUGCAAAGGGGCCUUACGUGGGUCUCAGAUCAUGCGCACAUCGAUUUCCCCCUCCUACCAAACGACACCUUCUCCCGAGGCGCCGCUGCCAGUAUCUCCAAUACCACCUCCGACCCUUCUGACAGCUUCCUCGCCGACGCAGACGACGAGACGUCCAACAAAAUCACCGAAGUCGUCGUGAGCGUGAUCAACAAGCUCGAAGACUCCCUACGAACAGAAACACUCAUCGCCACUAUGGUCCUCUUGCUUUGGGUUGUAAUUGUUCUAAUCGGCUUCUCGCGCUCCCUCAUCCUUUGCUGGGGUCGCGAUCGAAAUCGCGGCGAGGGCGGCGGCCAUGCUAUGGACCCAAUACCAAACAAUUCUAGGCCCGGUCCUGGCUCUAGGGGAUUCGACGACGUUCCUCUCACUGCUAUUCCGAAAAAUACCCUGGGAUCUGUACAGGCAGUUCCUAAGUAUGAGACUCCUGCGGAUAUGCCCGCCGUUCGGAGUGAGCCGACUUACAAGGAUGAAAAGCUUGGGUUUGCGGGGCAGAGGGAUUAUGACACGGCUUUGCAGGUUGAUACGGCGCCUGCUUUGAGAAGGAGCAAUUACGUCGAGUACAAUGAUACGAAGGGGUGA